Molecule: messenger RNA, 2099 nt
Organism: Gadus chalcogrammus (walleye pollock)
Lineage: Eukaryota; Metazoa; Chordata; Actinopteri; Gadiformes; Gadidae
Product: cytosolic phospholipase A2 gamma-like
Exons: 15
Coding region: 88-1890 (600 amino acids)
Biological process (GO): glycerophospholipid catabolic process
Cellular component (GO): nucleoplasm; cytosol; nuclear envelope
Molecular function (GO): calcium ion binding; calcium-dependent phospholipid binding
Source: RefSeq, a predicted model, not a curated record
ACUGAUAAUCUUGCAGUGAAUCAGACUGGUGGAGAAGCAGUAGGAUCAGCAGUUUCCUGGUAAACCUUCUCCAAAGAGGAUUUCCAGAUGGCACAAGUCAGGAUCGGGCAUUCGCUCAGUAAAGGGGAAAAUAUAUACCGUUCUGGUAGAAAGCUUUCUGUUCAGAAAUGGCUGGUGAACAACAACAUUCCUUGUUCUUUGAGUAAGGUACCCAACAUCGCUAUACUUGGCUCUGGAGGGGGAGAGCGAGCCAUGGUUGGGAUGCUGGGCUCCCUGUCCCAGAUGGGGGAACAGGGGCUUCUGGACGCUGCCCUCUACAUGAGUGGUGUCUCUGGAUCAACAUGGUGCAUGGCUUCUCUUUAUGAAAAGGCUAAUUGGUCAUCAGACAUGAAGCAGAUAAAGGUUGUUGCGGAAAGACUUGGGCACAGCAGUGUCAGCCUGAAGGACAAAGUUUGGAAACUGAAAAAAUAUCUUCAAACAAAUGACAAUUUCUCACUGACAGAUGUCUGGGCUGCACUGUUAGUGACUACGAUUGUCAAGAAAAUAGACGAAUCGACCCUCUCCAACUACCAAACGUGCCAUGACCAAGAUCCAUACCCCAUCUAUACAGUCAUCGACCAGGAUUGUAAAUACGAACAUCUGCUACGCGAAACCUUCUUUGAGCUAACCCCCCAUGAGGUGGGGUACACUCUAGCUGGAGCCUUUGUGGAAACCUCCAGUUUUGGAAGUAUCUUCAACAAGGGCGUUCUGACAACGCCAAAACCUGAGAUGGACAUGACAUAUCUUCAAGGAAAGAUGGGUUUGGAUGGCUGUACGUUGAAACUCAACUUCAAAGGGAAGAACAGCAUAGACCAAAACAAAGAGAUUCACACAGUCACUUCAGCUUUAUGCCACUCCUUUUUUGAUUGGCACAAGGACUUGAAGGAUUCUGAUUUCGAGGAAGUGGAUGUCUUUGUGAAGACCCUUCACAAAGUAAAUGAGAAGCUACCAGCUCACCCACUUAAAGGUGCCAGCAAUGCCUAUAAUGAAGAACUUUUGAAGAAGUUGAACGACAGUGUCAAAAGAGAGGAGCUGCAGAGCCAUGAUGGGCCAAGGUUAAUUCUCCAGGCGUUAAAACUUUACAAUAACAUCAUCAGAGGAGAGGACGAGACUCAUUUGGUGGAUGAUUUGAAUGACCUUCUCAAAGGGAAGAAGAUGGAGAGCGGUAGAGAUUUGAGGAUCAACAAAGAUGAGUGGGUCAAAACAGAUCUGAAGUCCAGGAAGCAAUUGGCACUUGGACUCCAAUUGGACAUUUGCAAAUCUUUCUUCAGCUGGUUUCCAGACUUGAAGAAUGCUAGGUUUUACAUCUCGGAAUUUGUCGAAUGGAGGCUGAAGUCAAUCUAUGUUUGGGGAGCCAAUUAUAAUUUCCUCCAUCACAUGAACGCUUCAGAUCUUGGCCAAAGGCUUCUGAAGAGGAAAACCACUCACUUUGAGGACGCCGGUUUGCUGGAGAAUUCUCCCUACAUGAGUGCACUGAGAGCUGAGCGAGAAAUAGAUCUGAUCAUCUCCUUUGACUUCAGUGCAGGAAAUCCAAUGGAGACUUUGACGGAAACAGCUAAAGAGUGUAAGAAAUUGGACAUCUCCUUCCCAGCGAUGAACUACACAAAAACGGACAAAGAUUUCUACGUGUUCAAGGGGCUGAAGAAAGCCCCCACUGUGAUCCACAUACCCUUAUUCAACGUUGCAAACUGUGGAAGCGAGUUGGAGGCUUACAGAGACAAGUAUUGCACAUUCCAGGGAGCUUACAGCCCUGAGAUGAUUGAGGAUCUGAUGAAGAAGGCCGGUGAAAACGUAUUAAACAACAAGGAGAAGCUGUUGAGAGAGAUAGCGGCCAUUGUCCAGCAGAAGUGACCAACUUCUGCAGGAAAAAGCUCCAAUGCUUUUGUUGUUUUCUCUAAUUACUUAAAUUGUUAUUCUGGAAAUUGAAAUAUUUUGAAAUAUGCCUCAACAAUGUAAUCAAGAUAGCUACCUAUUGAAUAACGAAACAAUCGUUAUGUCUGUCUACAAUCAUAAACAAUCGUAGAAAGACAUUGAAAAUUGAAAUAAGAGAGUUGUGAUGU